UCUUUGACCAAAGAAGCCAUGAAGGUUCACCAGUUGACGUUAGGCUUGUGGGAGCAACUCCCCUCCUCGCCUUCCACCUCUUCCUCCCUCUCCUCUUCCUCUACCAACCACCAUAAGCGCCUCCGCCCGCUUGCCCCGAAGCUUUCCUCUUCUGCCGUCGUUUCCACGACUACAAUGGCGGAGAUCAUCAGCUUGAAGAGCUUCAAUUCGCCGCUGACCACCAAAUUCGCCUCCAGAAACGUAGACGCCUCGCUGAUGCAGCUGCAGUCAGGGGGAACGCGGUGGAACCCGAUGCCGGAGCAGAUAAAGCUACUGGAGGCACUGUAUCAGGGCGGGAUGCGGACGCCGAACCCGGUCCAGAUCGAGCGCAUCACCGCGGAGCUUAGCAAGUAUGGCAGGAUCGAGGGCAAGAACGUGUUCUACUGGUUUCAGAACCACAAGGCGCGGGAGCGCCAGAAGCAGAAGCGGAGCGCGCUCCUCGCCCUCGCCACCAACAGUGCUUCGCUUCCCAAUCUGCUCAAAGGAGAAGAGAUGAAGGAGCUCCAUGAUGGGAGCUGCAAGCGCAAGUGCAGGAGCUGGGGCAGUCUGGAGCCGGACGUGGAAGACAGUGGGCCUGGUGACCGCACCUUGGAACUCUUCCCGCUGCACCCAGAAUGGAAGCAGGUGGGAUAGUCUCCACACAAGCAAGAGAGGACUACUGUUGCUACUUGUCUUCUUUAACUGGGUGACUGUCUCUUUCCCCCUCAUGUUAAGCCAUAUCUGUGUCGCCCUCUCCAAGUCCGCGGUCUCUUUUGUUCGCACUGUUCUCCCUAAAACAAAUGGAAAGACGAACCUUUUUUC
Messenger RNA from Musa acuminata subsp. malaccensis (wild Malaysian banana), 840 nucleotides. Its product is annotated as WUSCHEL-related homeobox 4-like. Gene Ontology annotation, cellular component: nucleus. Gene Ontology annotation, molecular function: DNA binding; DNA-binding transcription factor activity. The record is from RefSeq and is a predicted model, not a curated record. Lineage: Eukaryota; Viridiplantae; Streptophyta; Magnoliopsida; Zingiberales; Musaceae. Gene Ontology annotation, biological process: cell division; phloem or xylem histogenesis; procambium histogenesis.